AUGGCUGCAUGCAUUUCUGAUGGACAUCAGUCUUGGCCGACGCUGCUUUUGAGUUCUUGGUUAACUGCCACGAGAGAUUGGAUGCUCUUGGACUACUUGCGUGAGGAGAGGCGUGAGAGGUUUGACCAUCUUGAGCAGGGUUCUAUAAGUGUUACUGAAUACGAGAUGGAGUUUCAUGCCUUGUCCUGUCAUGCUUUGACUAUUCUACCUGAUGGGACGGAGAGGAUCUGCAAGUUCAUUCGAGGGUUAUCGUAUCAUCUCAAGGUUGCUGCUAUGUUUGUUGCCUCUUCAGGCAAGGACUUUGAGGGUGUUGUUGAUGCUGGGCGGGGUAUGAAGACCCUCAGAGUUAAAGGAAUUGAAAGAGCAGUUGCAAUAUUUAUUGAGCAAAGGGUUUAUUUCGUCCUAGUGUUUCUCCUUGGGGUGCACAGGAGUAGAGAGGAGCAUGAGAGGCAUUUGAGGAUUGUUCUUGAGACUUUGAGGGAGAAGAGGCUUUAUGCCAAAUUCUCCAAGUGUGAUUUCUGGCUUAGUUCUGUGGCGUUUUUGGGGCACGUGGUGUCCAAGGAUGAAGGGAAGGUCAUAGCCUAUGCUUCUAGGCAAUUGAAAGUGCACGAGAAGAACUACCCCGUUCAAAACUUGGAGUUAGCAACGGUGGUGUUUACUUUGAAGAUUUUAAGGCAUUAUCUCUAUGGCAUGCACUGUGAGGUUUUCACGGAUCAUAAGAGCCUUCAAAGAUAUUUUCAACCAAAAGGAUUUGAACAUGAGGCAACGAAGGUGGUUAGAGCUACUCAAGGAUUAUGCCAUGUCUAUCCUUUAUCAUCGGGCAAGGCCAAUGUGGUUGCGGAUGCUUUGAGUAAAAAAUCUAUGAGCAUGGGUAGUCUUGCUUGUCUUCAGGUUGGAGAGAGACCGCUGGCUAGAGAGAUUCAGAGUUUGGCAAAUUCCUUGGUUAGGCUUGAUAUUUAUGAGCCUGGUAGAAUUCUCGCUUGCGUUGAGGCACGUUCCUCUUUGUUGGAGCAGAUUCGAGCUCAACAGUUUGAUGAUCCAAAGUUAAGCAAAAUUCAGGACAAAGUGUUGGAAGGGAAGGCUAGAGAGGCUAGACUGGAUGAUGAUGGGAUUUUAAGGAUCAAGGGUCGAGUGCAUGUGCCUCGGACCAGUGAUUUGACUACUUUGAUUAUGGAGGAGGCCUACAGCUCGAGGUAUUCUAUUCACCCUAGUGCUAUGAAGAUGUAUCGAGAUUUGAAGAAACACUCUUAG
Molecule: messenger RNA, 1251 nt
Organism: Lycium ferocissimum
Lineage: Eukaryota; Viridiplantae; Streptophyta; Magnoliopsida; Solanales; Solanaceae
Exons: 5
Coding region: 1-1251 (416 amino acids)
Source: RefSeq, a predicted model, not a curated record